UCAAGUCGAGGAGUGAGACUGGAGGCUCCGACAAAAAAAAACAUCGAAGAAGUGAUGCGGCAUCUUUUAAGAAGUUUCAUCCAGCUGCAACUAACGAAAGAGUGGACUUAGUUUUACUACAGCACUGUUUUCAUUGCGGCAAAAUGCCUCGUUAUGCGCAGUUAGUGAUGGGCCCCGCGGGCAGCGGUAAGAGUACUUACUGCUCCACUAUGGUCCAACACGUAGAAUCUCUGAACCGCACAGUUCAGGUGGUCAACCUGGACCCAGCAGCUGAGCACUUUGACUACCCUGUCAUGGCAGACAUCCGUGAGCUCAUCCAGGUGGAUGAUGUUAUGGAAGAUGCCUCUCUCAAAUUUGGUCCCAAUGGAGGCUUGGUCUUCUGUAUGGAGUACUUCGCCAACAACUUUGACUGGCUGGAGGAAACCUUGGGUCACGUAGAAGACGAUUACAUACUGUUUGACUGUCCAGGUCAGAUUGAACUUUAUACACAUCUACCUGUCAUGAAGCAGCUUGUGGAGCAGCUCCAGCAGUGGGAGUUUCGGGUGUGUGGGGUCUUUCUGGUUGACUCCCAGUUCAUGGUCGAGUCUUUUAAGUUCAUCUCAGGAGUCAUGGCUGCCCUGAGUGCCAUGGUGUCAUUGGAGAUUCCCCAAGUAAAUAUAAUGACUAAAAUGGACCUGCUCAGCCCCAAAGCCAAGAAGGAAAUUGAAAAGUAUCUGGAUCCAGAUAUGUACUCAAUGAUGGAAGAUAACUCUGAUACUAUCAGAAGCAGACAGUUCAAGAAGCUGACUAAAGCCAUUUGUGAACUGAUUGAUGACUACAGCAUGGUGAGGUUCCUUCCUUUUGACCGCACAGAUGAGGAGGGUAUCAACAUAGUACUGCAACACAUAGACUUCUCAAUACAGUAUGGAGAGGACCUGGAAGUCAAGGAACCAAAGGAACUUGAGGAAGAGCCAUCAAACCUAAAUUAUGAUGAGAUUUUUCAAGACAGUUGAAUAAUUUGACUCCAUAGAUGCUGCAAAAAUAGUGACACAGGAAAUAAAUUGGAUGCUGAUUUAAAACUAGAUUCAUCGAUUGGGAGACUGCUGGUGACUGCAUGGACACAGAGAAAGGAACUUGUGGGGGAAAAAAGACUGUAAAGAUUACAACUCUCUUUUUGUUUUGUUUUAUGAGCCACAAUGACUCAUGAAACUUGUGAUUUAAAGUAAUUCACAUUGUUUUAGAAUGCUGAAGUUCAAAUUGUUAUUAAAAAGUUUUAUAUUUUUAAAUAAAACCCUCUAGAAAAUGUU
Molecule: messenger RNA, 1286 nt
Organism: Solea senegalensis (Senegalese sole)
Lineage: Eukaryota; Metazoa; Chordata; Actinopteri; Pleuronectiformes; Soleidae
Gene: gpn3
Product: GPN-loop GTPase 3
Exons: 8
Coding region: 144-992 (282 amino acids)
Molecular function (GO): GTPase activity
Source: RefSeq, a predicted model, not a curated record